AUGCAAUACAAGACCGGAGUAGCCACCGCCGCCCUGCUGAGCGCCACUGCCCUCGCAGCCAACUCCACCACUAGUGUGCCUUCCUCCUGUUCCAUCAAGUCCGGUUCCACCGUCACUGCGCAGGCCCAACUUGACCAGUACUCUGGAUGCCAGUCUCUGGUCGGUGACCUGAACAUCGGUGGUGACUCCUUGACCGGCUCCGCCUCCCUCGCCAACGUCGAGGAGAUCGACGGUUCUUUGAAUGUCGUCAACGCCACCCAGUUGGUUUCCUUUGCUGCCGACAAGCUGAGCUCCAUCUCGGGUUCUUUGAGCAUGAAGCAGUUGACUCUGCUGCAGUCUGCCUCUUUCGGCUCUCUGCAGGAGGUUGACACCAUCCAAUUCAUCACCCUGCCCGCUAUCAGCAGCAUUGCCACCAACCUGAAGUCUCUGAAUAGUCUGGAGAUUUCUGACACCAACUUGGAGUCCAUCGACGGUUUCAACAACUUGGAGACUGUCACCGACUUCAACGUCAACAACAACAAGAACCUCGCCAAGAUCGACUCCAAAUUGAAGUCAGUGUCUGACUCUUUGCAGGUUGGUUACAACGGUGACGAGGCCGAUGUCAAGUUCGACAACUUGGUCUGGGCUAACAACAUCACCCUGCGUGAUGUCAGCUCCGCCUCUUUCGCGAAAUUGACCAAGGUCAACCAGUCUCUUGGCUUCAUCAACAACUCCAUCGAGUCCCUGAACCUGUCUGUUGGUACCGUCGGUGGUACUUUGACCGUUGUUUCUAACGACGACUUGACUGACCUCGACUUCUCCAACUUGACCUCUGUUGCUGGUGGUGUUGUCGUUGCCAACAACUCCAAGCUCUCCAACAUUGACGGUUUGAGCAAGUUGCAGACUAUCGGCGGUGCUUUGACCGUUAUCGGUAACUUCUCUGUCUUGGACCUCGACUCUCUUAAGUCUGUCAAGGGUGGUGCCGACGUUGAGACAAAGUCUUCCAACUACACUUGCGACUCUUUGAAGAAGUUACAGAAGAACAAUGCCAUCCAGGGUGACGCUUUCGUUUGCAAGAACGGUGCUACCUCUACUUCGAUCAAGUUGAGCUCCGCUUCUGGUUCCGAGACCGCCUCCGAGUCUAGCGCUUCCAGCGGAACCAAGACCGCUACUGCCUCUACCAUCUCUUCGAAGAGCUCCUCUUCCAAGUCGAGUGGUGGCGCUGGUGCUCAAAUGGCCCCUGUUUCCUUCAUGGGUGCUGUCGCCGCUGUUGCCGUUGCCUUGUUGUAA
This is a messenger RNA of Lachancea thermotolerans CBS 6340, 1269 nucleotides long. It is a transcript of the gene ECM33, whose product is annotated as Ecm33p. NCBI's taxonomy places the organism in Eukaryota, Fungi, Ascomycota, Saccharomycetes, Saccharomycetales, Saccharomycetaceae. Gene Ontology annotation, biological process: fungal-type cell wall organization. The record is from RefSeq and is a predicted model, not a curated record. The coding region runs from base 1 to 1269 and encodes 422 amino acids. The transcript has 2 exons. Gene Ontology annotation, cellular component: fungal-type cell wall; plasma membrane.